Messenger RNA from Peronospora matthiolae, 294 nucleotides. The record is from the annotation of a GenBank genome assembly. Lineage: Eukaryota; Oomycota; Peronosporomycetes; Peronosporales; Peronosporaceae.
AUGGACUUGGGAACGGUAAAGCUGAUCCUGGUGCUGUCGAGACGCUGGAAGGUACCGGCGCGCCACGGUGAUGUACCCAAUGCGUACGUCAAGGCUGAAAAGGAGGAGCACCUGGAUAUCUACAUGAAGGUGCCGAAGGGGAUGACAGUGAAGGAGAAAGAGAUGAAGGACCUGAACGCAAAGACUUCAAAUGACCUAGAGUUGCUGUUGAAGAAGUCGUUAUAUGGACUUAAACAGGCUGGGCGGCUGUGGAGCAAACUACUUGACUCCAAGCUACGACAAAGCGGGUUAUAG